This is a messenger RNA of Mycotypha africana, 339 nucleotides long. RefSeq lists its product as uncharacterized. The record is from RefSeq and is a predicted model, not a curated record. The transcript has 2 exons. The coding region runs from base 1 to 339 and encodes 112 amino acids. NCBI's taxonomy places the organism in Eukaryota, Fungi, Mucoromycota, Mucoromycetes, Mucorales, Mycotyphaceae.
AUGUGCAUAUGUAAUGCUGCAUUAUUACUGGUUGAGAAAUUUAGCAAGGACGUCCUAAAAGCGUGCAAGCGGCAAUGUGUUUCUAGCGGAUCGUCAACACCAUCACAGUACCCCCUAUCAUCCGCGCGGGAAUCAGGAAGCCCGUCACCAGCCAGCAGUAUUCAAGAACCUUCCUCUCAAAUGCCAACUACUUCAGAAAUCAGUAAAAAUUGGCAGUUUGUUGAGACAUACAUGAAGCAAAUUGGCAACGACAAGAUGAAUUGGCAAACUUGUUAUACAGUUGGCCAACGUCAAGGUUAUCAUCAGAUCCAGAGGAAGCUACAGUCGUUGAAGUUGUGA